UUCACAGUGUUUUUAGUAGAUCGAGAAUCGAGAUAAACACUUUUUACCCAGGACUAUAGAUCCAUCAGAAUGGUUUUAAAGAUACACGCAUUUACAAUCAUCAAUAACUAAUAAUGUUCAUCGUUUGUGAAUUGUGGACUUUGUGGUUUUAAAACAGUUGACGUUUCAUGGUUUUGUUCAACAUUUAACAUGAUUUUCAAAAAGAUUGUUUACGUUUUCACGUAUAUUCAUACAGGCAGAGUAUAAUUUGUUCACUCUUGACACAACAUUUCCUAAUUUCGUUUGUCUUUUUUUCAGCAUUAUUUUGAGUAAGUGCCAUUUGCUCUAUGGAAGACAAGAAGGAUUGCCCAAACAAGAGGUCCAGCAUGGUGUGGUCAAAAGACAAAGACCUAAUACUUUUGAAGGAAGUGGCAGCUCUAGGUGUUCUGACACAUAAGCAAAGGUCAAGAGAACGUGGUCUGGGGUGGCAAAGUGUAGCUGAUAAUGUCAGUACUUUGGGUCAGGCAGUCACUUUGAGGGGGGUCAGAGAGCGCUACAGUUUGGCGGCAAAGAAAUAUUGCGCCCAAAUGGCUAAAGAAGAGCGAGCUACAGGGGAAGGUGGUGAAGAAAUGACGGAGUAUGAAAAACUGAUGGAAGAACUAAUCAAUAUUGAGGACGAGACCGAUCGGCAGAUGGAAACAGAGUGUGCAGCAAGAAGUCAGAGGAUCGAGAAUGAACGAGAGCAGGCAUUGGAGAUGAGGGAACGAGCAAUGGAGAGGUUGGGGGAAACAAAGAAAAGGGUUGGAAUGACAAGUGAGAGUGGUCCACCUCAGAGGAGAAGAAGAUCUGGAGACAUGAUGGAGUGGUUGCAGCAGAGGGUGGAAUUGGAAAAAGAAGAGAGAGAGUUAAAGCAGGCAGAAAAACGGGAGCAUGUGGAGAUGCAAAUGAACCAACAUUUGGAACUUUUGCAG
Molecule: messenger RNA, 950 nt
Organism: Dendronephthya gigantea
Lineage: Eukaryota; Metazoa; Cnidaria; Anthozoa; Malacalcyonacea; Nephtheidae
Exons: 2
Source: RefSeq, a predicted model, not a curated record